Molecule: messenger RNA, 1089 nt
Organism: Malassezia japonica
Lineage: Eukaryota; Fungi; Basidiomycota; Malasseziomycetes; Malasseziales; Malasseziaceae
Product: methylated diphthine methylhydrolase
Exons: 3
Coding region: 1-1089 (362 amino acids)
Biological process (GO): protein histidyl modification to diphthamide
Cellular component (GO): cytoplasm
Molecular function (GO): protein binding; diphthine methylesterase activity
Source: RefSeq, a predicted model, not a curated record
AUGCAGGCGAAAAGUCGGUACUAUGAAUCGACCGAGCUGUCGGCAGACUCAGUCGAGUCGCACCCCUGCCUGCCGUAUGUAUUUGCCGUGUCGACCUACCAAGUGGACCAGGACCCCGCGCAGUCGACCGAGGCGAGCCCCGAGUACUCUCGCCGAGGACGGUGCAAGCUGCACCGCGUGACCCCCGGAGAAGCUGCGGCGUGCACGACGCUCGACGCGAUCGAGGGCGAGGCAAUUCUCGAUGCCAAGUGGACGCUUGCUAACAGCGCAUGUGGUGAGCACGGCUACGGGAUGCUGGGCAUUGCCGAUGCGACCGGUUACCUGAGCCUCUACCAGCUGGGCGAGAACCUCGCCUUUACCAAGAAAGCUGCCUGGCGCAUGAACGACGAAAAGGCUCUAUGCUUGAGCCUGGACUGGUCGGACCGCACGAAAAUGGGGGCAAGUGACGCGAGCGUGAUUGUGAGCCAGAGCAACGGCACGCUGGCGACCGUGCCGAGCCUGCAUCGCGCCGAGCCGCAUGGCAUCGAGACGUGGCACGCACACGACUACGAGGCAUGGAUAGCAGCAUGGGACUGCUGGAGCGGUGCGAACGUCGCAUGGAGUGGCGGUGACGACCUCGCGCUCAAAGGAUGGGACCUGCGCACGCCUAUCCACGACGGCACCCGUGAACCGACCUUUACGUGCAAGAAAGGCUUUGACGGCGGCGUCACGAGCAUCCAGAGCCAUGCCACGCGGCAGCACUACUGGGCGGUCGGCAGCUACGACGAGACGAUUCGCAUCUUUGACGCACGCAACCCCCGCCGCCCUGUCGCCGAUGCGCCUGUCGGCGGCGGCAUCUGGCGCGCCAAGUGGCACCCUACGAACGAGAAUGCGCUGCUGCUCGGCUGCAUGCACGGCGGCGUACGCAUCGUGGAGUGGUCGCCCGAUGCGCCUAUCGAGGUCGUGUGCGAGUUUGAUCAGCACGAGAGUAUCGCCUACGGAUGCGACUGGGAGCGCGGCGCAUUCCGCGGCGCGGACAUGCCCGGCGCGUCCUAUGUCUAUAGCUGCUCAUUUUACGACGCCGCCCUCCACGUCUGGGCGUGGGCAUAG